Molecule: messenger RNA, 3873 nt
Organism: Penicillium atrosanguineum
Lineage: Eukaryota; Fungi; Ascomycota; Eurotiomycetes; Eurotiales; Aspergillaceae
Product: putative cation chloride cotransporter
Exons: 2
Coding region: 1-3873 (1290 amino acids)
Biological process (GO): chloride transmembrane transport; cell volume homeostasis; potassium ion homeostasis
Cellular component (GO): membrane
Molecular function (GO): potassium:chloride symporter activity
Source: RefSeq, a predicted model, not a curated record
AUGUCUCGGAGACGUCCGAAUUUCGCGACUCGAACGGCCCAGGAAGAUGUCGCGCGUCUCGAUCCCAAUGAGCAGACUGGGUCAUCUCCUGCUGACAGAGGCCGCUUCCUGCAGUGGCGCCCGAACAUCUGGUCUCGGCCUCAGGAGGUGAACUCGACAGAGAGCUCAGGACACCAGAACCAAGCAGCACCCUCGAACCCGCUCGAAGGCUUAUCCCGACUGUGGCAUAGGAAGAUACACGAUGAACAGGGACUGGAUGACAACCUUGAGGGGGUAGCACCGCACAUGCCUUUGUCGGCUGGACCCCUGCGCGAUGCCAGCGUCGACAAGAAGGACAGGCAUUUACACCGACCUCGGUCGACAGAGGAGUCGAAGAAGCUUGGCACCUUCUCCGGCGUGUUUGUACCUACGACGUUGAAUGUUCUCAGUAUUCUGAUGUUCAUUCGCUUCGGCUUUAUCCUGGGCCAAGGUGGAGUACUGGGCAUUCUAGGACUGCUUGUUAUUUCCUACAUGAUCAACCUGGUGACCACAAUGUCUCUCUCCGCUAUUGCAACUAACGGCACAGUCAGAGGCGGCGGUGCAUACUACCUGAUCUCCCGGUCACUGGGACCCGAGUUUGGAGGAUCUAUCGGGAUAGUGUUCUAUUUGGGCUCUGCAUUUAAUACCGGUAUGAACGCAGUUGGUCUCAUUGACUGUUUCACUCAGAACUUUGGAGUCGCUUCCGGCAGCAUGGCAAAAUUCCUCCUGGAGGGCUUUUGGUGGCAGUACCUGUGGGGUACCAUCAUUCUCGUCCUCUGCACGGCUAUCUGCUUGGCAGGGAGCUCGAUUUUUUCAAGAGCGAGUAAUGGUCUGCUGGUCAUUCUUCUUGUGGCAACGUUUAGUAUACCUUUGUCUGCUCUCUUCAUGAAGCCCUUCUCCUCACCCGAAGAGGGAGUGAUGUUUACGGGCCUUAGUGCGCGCACUUUGAUGGAGAAUCUCAAACCCCAUCUGACAAAAGGCGCCGCGGGAAGUCAGCUGAAGGGGAGAGAGAACUUCCAGGAUCUAUUUGGCAUUCUGUUCCCCGCCACAGGAGGAAUCUUUGCUGGCGCGAGUAUGUCUGGAGAUUUGAAGAAUCCAAGCAAGUCCAUUCCCAAGGGGACCCUGGGAAGUCUUGCUUUAACCUUCAUCACGUAUACAUUGGUCAUCCUGGCUAUGGCGGCUUCUAUCACCCGAGAGUCUUUCUACAACAACGUGAAUGUGAUUCAAGUUGUCAACUUCUCGGAUACUACAAUUCUACUUGGAGAAUUUGCGACCAGUUUCUUCUCCGCGCUCAUGGGAGUGAUUGGAUCUGCGAAACUUCUUCAAGCAAUUGCUCGAGAUAGCUUGCUCCCAGGCUUCAAACUUUUUGGCCAAGGUACAAAGAAGAACGACGAUCCUGUUUACGCCAUUAUUGUAACCUACAUCUUUGCGCAAGUCACAAUGUUGUUCGAUAUUAAUCGAAUCGCAUCUUUCGUGACAAUGAGCUACCUGAUGACCUUUCUGGUGACGAAUUUGGCCUGUUUCUUGUUGAAGAUCGGUUCUGCGCCCAACUUCCGACCCUCUUUCCAUUACUUCAACUGGCAGACUGCUUUAGCGGGGACACUUGUGAGCGGAAUAAGUAUGUUCUUUGUGGAUGGUCUGUAUGCGGCCGGAUGCAUAGGAAUCCUACUCAUGCUGUUCCUGUUGAUUCACUACAGCUCGCCGCCCAAGGCAUGGGGUGAUGUCAGCCAAAGUCUGAUUUACCAUCAGGUUCGCAAAUAUUUACUUCGCUUGCGCCAGGAGCACGUCAAGUUCUGGAGACCGCAGAUUCUGCUCUUCGUGAGCGAUCUGGACCGACAGUAUAAGAUGGUUUCUUUUUGCAACUCACUGAAGAAGGGAGCCCUAUUUGUUCUGGGCCAUGUGCUUGUGACCGACGACUUUUCAGCGGCGGUUCCGGAGGCACGCAGGCAGCAGUCAGCAUGGACAAAAAUUGUUGAAUAUUCCAAGAUCAAGGCAUUUGUUAAUAUUGCCAUUUCACCCUCCGCAGAAUGGGGCAUGCGGAAUAUUGUCCUAAACUCAGGCCUAGGAGGCAUGAGACCCAACAUCGUCAUCCUUGAUCAAUUUCGAGAAGAUCAGUCUCUGGUAGAAACCGUCUCUCUUUCCAGCCAUCGCAGAGAGUCGUCAAAAUCGAGACGUCGGUCUUCCGUUCUUGGCUCAACUGAUGCCCCUGAUGACUCCAACCCUGGAAACAAGGGAAUGACCUGCCAAAGUUACGUCACAAUCCUUGAGGAUCUUCUCUUCAAGCUUCGCAUCAAUGUCGCGGUCGCCAAAGGCUUCGAGGAUCUCGAAAUCCCGGACCCGAAUGGUCGCAACACAAAGAAGUACAUAGAUUUGUGGCCUAUUCAGAUGUCCGCCGAAAUCGGAGCCGACAGUGAGAGCAAGCAAAAUGUACUGACCACCAAUUUCGAUACAUACACUCUUAUUCUUCAGCUCGGCUGUAUUCUAAACACAGUGCCUUCGUGGAAGAAAACCUACCGACUACGAGUCGCCGUGUUUGUCGAAUAUGAGACGGAUGUCGAAGAUGAGAGGCGCCGAGUGGAGGCUCUUCUGGAAAAGUUGCGAAUUGAGGCAGAAGUCCUCGUUUUCUGGCUUGCAUGUGGAGAAUUGAAGGCGUACCGUAUUCUUGUGAACGGCGACACUUCUGAGGAGAUGGAUGAUGCGCAGGAGAGAGUCCAUUCUAUACUCCAAGAGGAAGAAUGGUGGCAGAGUGUCCUCAAGGCUCGUAGCCCUUUGUCCACAUCUCAAGGUCCGGAGCCAGCAGGGGAUGAGCCUCAGCAGCUGGACCGGUCGUCGACCUGGCAAGGCCGUUCUAGCCAAGACAGCGGAAAUCGGCCUUUCCAUCAACGAGUGACUGGUCUCCGGAAAUUGAUUCAAUCUACUAAACGCAGAAAAUCUGUCUCAAGUUUCCGAGCCCUGGGAAGUGUCAGUCUGGGAAUGCAAACCCACCGUUUGCUGGAUGCAUUCGUCGACUACGAUGGUGACAACUCGACGAGCUCGAGCAGUGAAGAAGACAGUGAUCUGGACCCAUACACAAGUGACCCAGAGAUUGAUGGGGAUGACGAAAAUGACAACCCCGAGAAUACUACCAUCAGUGGCACCCACAGUGAGAUCCCUUCUGGUCCAUAUCAGCCAGUUGGGGUCACCGGUGACGACCAGAGCUCCGAGAUGAGUCCAUCAGCACGACCAAAGGCACCAUCGGAACCUUCCACUCCCCAUGGCUCGAUUCCAAGCCAGGCAAUUCCCUCAAUCAUGACCACUAGCGACGAAACAUCUCCAAAGAGCAAAUCACCUAUGCCUCGCCCAAACAUGACCCGCUCCCCCUCCAGCAACCGCUUCAGCUCUUCUCCCAUCCCCGAAGCCAAAGUCAACACCGACGAGGGAGCCGGUCCAUCAAUCAUGUUCGCCGCCAACGCCAGCCCCCCGCGCUUCCAGAACAAGCUCGACUCCAUUUACGCUCGACGCCCAUCCGUAGCCUCCGCCAGCUCCCCCGGUGGCAACGACGGCAACGACGGCAACGACGGCAACAGCGGACACAGCAGCCAAUCAGCCUCCGGCUUCCCCAGCUCUGCGUCCGUCCCGCUAUCAUUCAAUGACCUGCCCAGCCGGGCCCAGCACCUGAUCUUGAAUGAGCUGAUGGUUCAGCAGAGUAGCGAAACGGCUGUUAUCUUCACCACGCUGCCAACCCCAGUAGAGGGAACAUCCCGCCGGGAGGAAGAUAGUGCCUCCUAUUUGAGUGAUCUUGAUGUGCUCUGGCAGGGGUUGCCUCCUUGUUUGCUAGUCCACAGCAACAGUAUGACUGUCACGAUGAACCUGUAA